Messenger RNA from Pezoporus occidentalis (night parrot), 2109 nucleotides. It is a transcript of the gene DEPDC4, whose product is annotated as DEP domain containing 4. The transcript has 9 exons. The record is from RefSeq and is a predicted model, not a curated record. Lineage: Eukaryota; Metazoa; Chordata; Aves; Psittaciformes; Psittacidae. Gene Ontology annotation, biological process: intracellular signal transduction. The coding region runs from base 57 to 1700 and encodes 547 amino acids.
GAAGUGUGGGAAGUGAUGCACUCGCCCGGCUUCCGCGGGCGGUACUAGCCGAUGUUAUGGCGGUUUAUUUGACUCCGCGGUUCAGGAGGCUCCGCAGUCAGAGCGAGUUGGAGGCGCGGCGGGGGAGCGGCCGGCGGCGAGAUCGUGAUGGUCCUUUUCAAGCAACUCAGCUGUGGAAUAGUAUUAUUCAUGCUCUUCAUAGUCAGGUAGAAAUCAAAAGACGUAGGCAACAUCUGAGAACAUACAAAAACUGUUUCACUGGCUCCAAUGCCGUUGAUGUGGUACUGAGUCAUCUUAUGCAAAGCAUGUACCUAAGCUGCAAUGAUAUUUCUCGGUUGAAGGGAGUCCGUGUAUGCCAAGCGUUGAUGGAUCACAAGGUGUUUGAGCCGGUUGGAGCAAAGCUUUACUUAUUCAAGAAUGAGAAAGAAACAGAGUUUGAAGACACAAACACUAGUCUCUAUAAAUUUGUAAAUAGUAGUCUUACUCCUCUUCUUCCGAGAAAGAAUAAAGACAAUGAGAGCUUGUCUCCUGAGCAAAUCUGUAAACAGAAGAUGAAAAGAUGUUCCAACAGAAGGAAGAGUGAAACAACAGUUUCAAGCCCCUUAGCAUUAGAAGUGGCUGAUAAAAAGAGGGUAGAGGAGCUUCUUAAAUCAAUAAAUGUUCAUACAUCUUUACCUCCAAAGAUCAUGGUUAGUGAAGCAACUCAUCUGCUUUCAAAAAGAGUAAUAGAAGAUGUCUGGAAACAGCAAACCCUGCUACGACUGCUGCAGUUAAUUGACAUUCCAUUCCUAGAAGAUAUCUUGGUGUCUUCAGUGAAGACAAAACCAGACUGUUUUGGCAAAGAAGAAGAUCUGAUUAUCUCAAAUACUUUCCUGGACAGAGAGAUUGCAAGUAGCUUAAGGUUGCCUGAGCUUGACAAAUGGCUCUAUGCUGCAAUUGAAUGCUUGGAGUAUUUCCCAGACCAAUUUAUAGUGAUGGUUAGUCAGCAGUUACCUCAAAGCACUAACAAGCCCUGCAGUCUGAAUACAUACAAGAAGAUUCUUUUUGACACUAUAAUAAAGUACUAUAGUCAAAAGAAAGACUCCCUUCUUGACACUCAGGAUCUCAAUAUUCAUUCAGGAAUUAUAGAACUUAUAGAAAAAGGAAAAACAGAUCAAGCUCUAGAGGCAUCACAACUUUAUUUAAAAUUAUUAGCACCAAAUAUCCGAGAAGAGCUACAUAGACUCCUGACUUUCAUAGCCAUUGCGUCAGAAUCUGAUGGCUACAAAUUACAGAAACAAUUUGAGAACAGAUUGGUUAUCAUCAAGACUUUCACAAAGUUCAUCUUACAAAGUAAGACAUUGUCAAAACCACAGGCAGAACUGCUGACUGAGUUUCUGAUGGACAGCCACACUGACCUCUUGAAGACUCCUUUAACUCUUCUGGAGCUAACCAGUAGGAGACUUGAGAGUUUGCUAGAAGGACAAGAUCCAGAUACCAAUUCAGGCUUCACCUUCUGUCAGCGUGUGACAACUAAAGAAUACGAAGAUCAAAACCAACAAACAAAUCAGUAUCUUCUUGCAUUGGUUCAAGAGAUGGACAGUGACCCUACUAUUCCUUUGAAGCAGAAGAAGAAAUUAGUUAAAGAAUUCAAGAAAUACCAUUCUCUUGCCUAUUGUGGUUGUAAAACUAAAUGUGAAUUUUGUGCUCCAAAUGGCUAGAUAUCAACACAGCCUUUUGGGGUUUGUUUGUUUGGUUUUUUUUCAUUUUAAAGGGGAGGAUGCAUAUGAAAAUGGUACAAACUGUUGUCUUACUUCAUUGUGUCUUAAGUUACAGAAAACUACAACUAUUGAAAUCACUGUGCUGCUAAAAAGCAUUAAUUCUAAGGAUCCUUUUUAAGCAAAAUGUUCUUAAUUAUUUUAAAGUUAGUAAUAAUGGCACACUGCUUGUGCUGCUAUGAGUUCAGACUUUGGUGCUUUUUUCCACGUGUCCUUAAGCCUAUAGCUUUCUAGCUGAGCCACGUCUGCAUUCUGAGUCAUGCUUGGGUUGAUAAUCAAACUUUUUAUUCUUUUCAAUCUGCAGUUCAUAAUCUAUUUUAAUCUAAUAAUAAACUGUAGAUUAUGACUCUUA